Fukomys damarensis (Damara mole-rat) is the source of this 993-nucleotide messenger RNA. Its product is annotated as cytochrome b561 domain-containing protein 1. Lineage: Eukaryota; Metazoa; Chordata; Mammalia; Rodentia; Bathyergidae. The record is from RefSeq and is a predicted model, not a curated record. Bases 175 to 864 code for a protein of 229 amino acids. The transcript has 3 exons. Gene Ontology annotation, molecular function: transmembrane monodehydroascorbate reductase activity.
GGGAGCGGCCACGGAAGCGCCCCCGCAUCCCCCAGGGGGCGCUGUGGGCGUCUCCGCCGCAAUGCCGGCGGCAUCCCCGGGGAGGAGCCUCUCCUGCAGCCGCUGCCGCCUCUGCGAUAGCAAACCCGGAAGACGCCUCCAGCAGCUGGACUGUGCGGCUGGCCGGGAAAGGCCAUGCAGCCCCUGGAGGUAGGUCUGGUUCCCGCUCCAGCGAGGGAGUCCAGACUGACCCGCUGGCUGCGGAGAGGCAGUGGGAUCUUGGCGCACCUGGUAGCUUUGGGCUUCACCAUCUUUCUGAUUGCGCUGUCCCGGCCAGGAACCAGUCUUUUCUCCUGGCAUCCAGUAUUCAUGGCCUUGGCGUUCUGCCUCUGCAUGGCUGAGGCCAUCCUAAUCUUCUCACCGGAGCACUCCCCAUUGCUCUUCUGUUCCCGAAAGGCCUGGAUCCGGCUCCACUGGGCAGGACAGACCCUAACCAUCCUUUGUGCUGCCCUAGGCCUGGGCUUCAUCAUCUCCAGCAAGAUCCGCAGUGAGCUGCCCCAUCUGGUGUCCUGGCACAGCUGGGUAGGAGUUCUGACGCUGCUGGCCACUGGUGCCCAGGCACUGUGUGGGCUCUGCCUACUUUUUCCCCGAGCAGCCAGGGUCUCGAGGGUGGCUCGCCUCAAGCUCUACCACUUGACAUGUGGACUGGUGGUCUACCUGAUGGCAACUGGAACAGUGCUCCUGGGAAUGUACUCAGUAUGGUUCCAGGCCCAGAUCAAAGGUGCAGCCUGGUACCUGUGCCUGGCACUGCCCCUCUACCCAGCCCUGGUGAUCAUGCACCAGAUUUCCAGAUCCUACUUGCCAAGGAAGAAAAUGGAAAUGUGAAUGCCUCCAAACUGAAUUUAGUAGGGAUACUUGCCUUUGAUUUCAGUGGCUCCUUGGUGAACUUCAAGGGACUGAUUUCACAAGUGGUUAGAUUUUUGUAUUUCAUAAGUGGGCCUGGGGCUGCAGAAA